Molecule: messenger RNA, 6992 nt
Organism: Pseudophryne corroboree (corroboree frog)
Lineage: Eukaryota; Metazoa; Chordata; Amphibia; Anura; Myobatrachidae
Gene: KIF13B
Product: kinesin family member 13B
Exons: 40
Coding region: 3-5942 (1979 amino acids)
Biological process (GO): microtubule-based movement
Molecular function (GO): ATP binding; microtubule motor activity; microtubule binding
Source: RefSeq, a predicted model, not a curated record
CUAUGCCCCGCCCCCCGGUCGCCGCCCCCCAUCACAGAGACGGAAGCCGGCUGGGUCCGGGAAAGUCCUGGGAGCUCCCGGAGAGCGGAAUGGGCGACUCCAAGGUGAAGGUGGCCGUGCGGAUCCGGCCGGUCAGCAAGCGAGAGCUGGACCUACAUACAAAAUGUGUGGUGGAUGUGGAGAAGGAUCAGGUCAUUCUUUACCCCUCCAACAGCAACUUCUCCAAGGGGGAUGCGAGGAGCCAGCCAAAAGUGUUCGCAUACGAUCACUGCUUCUGGUCUAUGGAUGAAUCUGUUAAAGAGAAGUUUGCAGGACAAGAUGUGGUCUUUCAGUGCCUUGGCGAGAACAUUCUCCAAAAUGCCUUUGAGGGCUAUAACGCCUGCAUAUUUGCCUAUGGCCAGACCGGCUCCGGUAAGUCUUACACCAUGAUGGGCACAGCAGACCAGCCCGGGCUGAUCCCCAGACUAUGCAGUACGCUCUUCGACAGAACGCAGCAAGCCGAGACGGACGAGCUGAGCUUCAAGGUGGAAGUUUCCUACAUGGAAAUAUACAACGAAAAAGUCCGGGACCUCCUGGAUCCCAAAGGAAGCAGAACGUCCCUGAAAGUCCGGGAACACAAGGUCUUGGGUCCGUACGUGGACGGCCUUUCCAAACUGGCUGUCUCCAGUUACAGGGAUAUCGAGUCUCUGAUGUCGGAAGGGAACAAGUCGCGUACUGUAGCAGCAACUAACAUGAAUGAGGAGAGCAGCCGGUCACACGCCGUCUUCAACAUCAUCCUCACACACACCAUCUGCGACAAGCAGUCAGCGACCUCAGGUGAGAAAGUGAGUAAACUGAGUCUGGUGGAUUUAGCCGGCAGCGAGAGGGCGACAAAGACGGGAGCAGCCGGCGAGCGGCUGAAAGAAGGGAGCAACAUUAACAAGUCCCUCACGACCCUGGGCCUGGUCAUUUCCGCCCUGGCAGACCAAGGAGCUGGGAAGAAUAAAAACAAGUUUGUUCCGUAUCGGGACUCUGUGCUGACGUGGCUACUGAAGGACAGUCUGGGCGGGAACAGCAAAACUGCCAUGGUCGCCACAGUCAGCCCUGCAGCUGACAACUACGACGAGACGCUCUCCACACUACGGUACGCUGACCGGGCCAAAAACAUAGUCAACCACGCGGUAGUGAAUGAGGAUCCCAAUGCUCGGAUAAUCCGGGAGCUGCGGGAGGAGGUGGAGAAGCUGAGGGACCAGCUGACACAAGCCGAGUCCAUGAAGGCGCCAGAGCUGAAGGAUCGGUUGCAUGAAUCCGAGAAGCUCAUCCAAGAAAUGACUGUAACGUGGGAGGAGAAGCUACGGAAGACUGAGGAGAUUGCCCAGGAGCGCCAGAAGCAGCUGGAAAGCCUUGGGAUUUCACUCCAGUCUUCAGGGAUAAAAGUCGGGGAUAACAAAUGUUUCUUAGUCAAUUUAAAUGCAGACCCUGCCCUCAACGAGCUCCUGGUUUACUAUCUGAAGGAUCACACGCUGAUAGGCUCAGACGAUUCGCAGGACAUACAGCUGUGCGGGAUGGGCAUCCUCCCUGAACACUGCGUCGUGGAUAUCACGAUGGACGGACAAGUAAUACUGACACCGAUGAAAAACACCAGGACGUUAGUAAAUGGCUCGGCGGUCAUCAGCCCCACGCAGCUGCAGCACGGGGAUCGGAUACUCUGGGGGAAUAAUCACUUUUUCAGGAUAAGCCUGCCAAAGAGAAAGAAGGCGGAGAGCGAGGACGACCAGCGAGGAGCCGCAAUGAGGAACAGCAGCAGCUUCGAGCAGCUGGACGCUGAUGGGGAUACAUCCAGCGAAGUGUCCAGCGAGGUCAACUUCAACUAUGAGUACGCCCAGAUGGAAGUGAUGAUGAAAGCGCUGGGAAAUAACGACCCCAUGCAGUCCAUCCUGCAGAGCCUGGAGCAGCAGCACGAGGAGGAGAAGCGCACAGCGCUAGAACGACAGAGGCUGAUGUACGAGCACGAGCUGGAGCAGCUGCGCAGGAGGCUGUCCCCGGAGAAGCAUCAUUACCGCAGCAUGGACAGGUUCUCCUUCGGCUCUCCUAACGCCCAGCAGCGCAUCAGACAGUGGACGGAAGAGAGGGAGGUGAUGCUGCAUCACAGCCUGAUAAAGCUCCGGGAGCAAAUCGCCAAGGCCAAUCUAUAUGUUCAGGAGGCCAAUUUCAUUGUGGAUGAGAUGGACAAGAAGACAGAGUACAAAGUGACCUUGCAAAUUCCAGCAUCCAGCUUGAAUGCCAACAGGAAGCGGGAUGAGGUGCUCAGCGAGCCAGCCAUCCAGGUGAGGAGGAAAGGGAAAGGCAAGCAGAUCUGGUCUCUGGAGAAACUGGAGAACCGUCUGGUGGACAUACGAGACCUCUACCAGGAGUGGAAAGCUUGUGAUGAGGACAAUCCUGCCAGUCGGGCGUAUUUCCGGCGAGCGGACCCGUUUUAUGAUGAGCAGGAGAAUCACAGCCUCAUCGGGGUAGCGAAUGUCUUCCUGGAAUCGCUGUUCCACGAUGUGAAGCUGCAGUACGCCGUCCCGAUCAUCAACCAGAAGGGCGAGAUUGCAGGUCGUCUCCACGUUGAGGUUGUGCGAGUGAGUGGAGACAUUGGAGAGAGAAUCGCUGGAGGAGAGGACAGUGAUGUCUCCAGUGACAGCAGAACUCAGGAGCACAAGCUGGUCUGCAUGGUUAAAGUCCUACAGGCCACAGGUUUACCCCAGCAUCUCACCAACUUCGUCUUCUGUCACUACACGUUCUAUGACCAGCCGGAGCCGGUCACUGUCCCCCCAGAGGUGGACCCCAAUACCUCCUCCCCGGUCAGCAAGGAGCCCCAGUGUAUGGUUGUGUUUGAUCACUGUAAAGAGUUUGAUGUGAACAUCACUGAAGAUUUCCUGGACUAUCUGGCUGAGGGGGCUUUGGCCAUUGAAGUUUACGGACACAAGCUAAAUGACCCUCGUAAAAAUCCUGCCCUGUGGGACCUCGGGAUAAUACAAGCAAAAACACGCAGUCUACGUGACAGGUGGAGUGAGGUCACCCGGAAAGUGGAGUUGUGGGUGCAGGUCUUGGAAUUGAAUGAAAAUGGAGAUUAUUGUCCUGUGGAAGUCAUCCCAGCAAAAGACCUUCAAACAGGAGGCAUCUUCCAGCUGAGACAGGGUCAGUCUCGGCGUCUUCAGGUGGAGGUCAGGUCUGUGCAGGAUUCCGGGACUCUGCCUCUGAUUGAGGACUCCAUACUGUCCGUGUCUAUUGGCUGUGUAAACAUAGUACAUGUUAAAUCCACCAAGUCUCAUGAUGGGCAUCAGGACAGUGGAGACGAUGUGGACAGCUACCAGGACAGAGACUUGGACAGGCUGAAGAGGAAGUGGCUGAACGCACUGACCAAGCGGCAGGAGUACUUAGACCAGCAGCUGCAGAAACUGGUCAGCAAGCAAGAUAAGACAGAGGAUGAUACGGAUCGCGAGGCACAGCUCCUAGAGAUGAGACUGACGCUAACAGAAGAGAGGAACUCCGUCCUCGUCCCCUCGGCAGGUAGCGGUAUUCCCGGAGCACCGGCAAAUUGGACUCCCUUUCCAGGAAUGGAAACUCAUAUCCCAGUCAUUUUCCUGGAUCUUAAUGCGGAUGAUUUCAGCUCACAGGACAAUCUGGAUGAGCCGGAGGCGGCCGGGUGGGACGCUACGCUAACCGGGGAAGCAGAGGACGAGUUCUUUGAUCUGCAGAUAGUUAAGCAUCACGAGACUGAGGUGAAAGCGGAAGCCUCGUGGGAUUGCACAGUCCACAACUGUCCGCAGCUCAGCAAAGGGUCUUCAGCAGACGAGAGGGUCUUCCUCAUCGUCCGAGUGACCGUACAGCUCAGCCACCCAGCCGAGAUGCAGCUGGUUCUACGCAAGAGAAUAUGUGUGAAUGUCUAUAGCCGCCAGGGAUUCGCUCAGAAUUUCCUAAGGAGAAUGUCUCACCGGAGUAACCUUGCCAGCUGCGGUGUCACCGUGGAAAUCGUUUCCAAUAUUCCGGAAGACUCUCAAGGAGCGGAAGACCGGGAAGCCCUGGCGCGGUUGGCCGCAAAUGUGGAAGAUACUGGUUCAGCAGACUCCGAAGCUUACAUUGAGAAGUAUCUGCGCAGUGUCCUAGCGGUGGAGAACAUCCUCACCUUGGACCGCCUGCGUCAGGAGGUGGCGGUGAAGGAGCAGCUGUCAGGAAAGGGGAAGCUGAGCAGGAAAAGUCUCAGUUCCCCCAACGUUCACAGACUGUCAGGAAGCCGACAGGACCUAGGAGCACAACACAACCUGGCAAAUAACAGGGGCCGAUGGGAAAGUCAGCAGGAUGUGUCCGAAUCUUCACCUCACACUGCCCGCAGCGGGACUUCACCUCGGCCCAGUAUAUCUGCCAAAUCAGCAUACAGCCAUUCUCCGGACCCAGGUCAGGAUAACUCUGCGUCGUCCUUCAUGAGCCCUGUGAAAUCCUUAGUGCCUCAAAUGCCCAAACUCCUUAAAUCUCUGUUUCCUCAACGGGAUGACAAGAGCAGACAGACCCUAAGCCAGCAUGUACCUCAGUCUGUUCCCCGGAUUAUAGUCCAGUCUGCUAGUAUCGAUGACAGUGCCCUCAAGCCCAAACCGGUUAUCCAAAAAGAAGGGACAGGGUUCCAACAACCGGUGAUCGCCCGUUCGCCAACCCAAGAGAAGAAAAAUGAGAGCUCACCUGUUGUGCCUUCCCAGGUAAAAUCUUGCGAAUCUCCGGGACAGGAAACACAGGAGGGACCUCCAAGUCCACUCAGUGAGGCAUCGAGUGGAUACUUUUCCCACAGUGUCUCCACAGCCACACUAUCCGAGGCAUUAAUCACCGGUAUUGAGGUGCCUACAGGUCAAACGCCAAGUCCGACCGCUACUGACAUUUUUCCGGCUCCAGUUCCUCCUUCACAACAGUCUUCUGAUAAAGACCACACAGUCAAGCCUGAAAUCCUGUCUGACCAGAAUCAUCGCACAAGCACAGGGAAAGUUGUGAAUGAGCCGUCUAAAGUGGUUCCAGCUGAAAAUGUAAAUCAAAAAGAUCAUGAUGGCUUAAUCAUUUCUAGCACUGUCCAUUAUACCAAGCCAAGUCUAGAAGUGUCAUCUGUGGAUCCAGUUGGAAGGCUUGAGAACAUUUCUCUUUCAACAAAUGUUGAAGGCCAAGGCACUAGCAGUAUCUCAAAAAGUGCACCUUCACCAGCAAAGCUCACCACAGAUAGCAUGCCAUCUUCCGAGACUCAGGAUGACCACAAAAAUUCAACUGCACUAAGUUUUAAGCCACUUCUGCUGACCGACCAGCUAGACCAGACCAAAGUUGUAGUUUCACCUUUCAAAAUACGGAAGGUAAGGACAUCUGAGCUAAAAUCCUUCACACGCAUGCUUGGAGAAGAACUUGGAGAUAUGCCAACCGUGGGGACAGGAGUAAAGUUAAAAGGAAGUAGAGAACGAUUGGAUGACCAGGUGGAAAGUGGGGAAGACCGGACAGAAGAAGCCUCCGACUCAGAGGAGUCUCAGGAGGUUCCGGAAUGGUUGAAAGAUGGGGAAUAUGUGACAGUUGGGACUAAUAAGAAUGGUAUCGUGAGAUAUGUUGGCCCAGCAGACUUCAAAGAAGGAACGUGGGUUGGUGUGGAACUUGAUGUACCAGCUGGAAAAAAUGAUGGCACAGUUGGCGGCAAACAGUACUUUAGAUGUAACCCGGGCUACGGUGUCUUGGUGAGGCCCAACAGAGUCAAGAAAGCCACCGGUACAGCCCGAAGAAGAAGUGCCGGGUUGCGCUUGCAAGGAGGUGCUGCUACAGAAAACCGGAAGACCGGAAGCCUGACAGGUUCUGCAGGAAAUCUUGCAGUGUUGACUGCCAUGGUAAAACCAGACAGAGCUACAACUAUAAAGGGGGAUGCUCAGAAGAAGGCAGAGAACAGGAAAUCAUGGGCCAACUAAGAACUUUAUAUAUAAUCCUACAAUUUAGCCUAAAGAAGAGUUUCCACGAGGUAGUCAUCUCUGAUGAUCAGUCAUGACAAAGUCUUCUACAUAACUAAUUCCAUGAUGAUGCUUUCAGGUAUGAUAGUUGACCAUGCAUCACUUUUGGGUGGAGAGCCUGUGAUCUCCAUACCAAGUAGGGAGGCGCAACUCUGAUCCAUUGAUGGGUCUCUUAAGCAGGAAUGAGGGUUUGGGAUUAUUCAGAGAUGGUCCCAGACAUGAUCUGCAAAGUCUUUAAAUUGUGAUGUCAUGAUUCCGUCUCUGCUCCUAACUACAGUUUCUAACAAACUAGAAAAACAAUGCAAGACUGGAACUGCUAUCUGUUCUCCUGAAAACCAGCUAAACAUACGCUAAAUCUACAUGUAUAUAUGUGUGUAUGUGUAAAUAUGUUUUAUACAUAUGUCCUUCAUAGGGUAAGAAUCAUUCUGUUUUGUGUACGCUGGAAUCAGACCAAAAUUGCGGUUUGCUACUCACUACAAAUAUCAUGAUCGUGCCAGUGAGCAGCCAGACCAAAGGGAAAGUAUGCAGUGAGCACCAAUGUUUGUAUUGUAGACAUGAACAGACACAUACAUGUGCACGUGUAUAUAACCGGUUUUGUGUAAAUAUACAUGAAUAUAUUUUGGGAACUAUAAUGUGCAAUGAUAAGAAAUAGCAGUCAAGGAAGAUGCUUAAAACAUUAUUAAGUCAUGCUUAAUGAAUAUUGGUAUGAUUAUAAUUUUAUCGGUUUAUAUGUAUAGGCUCUUAUAUUUGGUACACAAUCCAGACUAUAUUAUCCAUCUCUUAUUAGUUGCCUUUUGACUUAAGUAUAAUUUUUUUUCCCUGGUGGCAGCAAAUUAAUCCCACUUCUAACCCCAAUGUGACUGAAAGAACUUGCUGAUUUUAAACAUUUUUUUAGUAGUGUCGCAGCGUACUUACCUUAACGUGACUGAAAGAACGUGCUCAUGUAAAAUUUUUUAUAGUAGUGUCACAGCGUGCAUAGUUAUAAAUGAUCACGUGCACUAUGGGGGGGAG